AUGGCACCCAGACGCAGCGGCGGCGGUGGCACCGGAUACAGCAAUGCCUCAUGCCCGGACGCCUUCAAUACGCCGUACGCCCAAGCCGCGCUCGCAUUUGUGGUGCUGUUCCUGGUUCUGUACACGGGUAUUUUCAUAUCGACGUUCUUUGUUCGCAAGAAGAGCGGUGCCGGAAAGAAGUUGAUUGGUGUACCUUUCGUUGUAGCCCUAUUCCUCCAAGUCAUCGCGCGAAUUUUGAGUCUCGUAAGCCAAGUCAUGUCAGAGUGCGACAAUAUCAACUACUUUGAUUAUUGGAAUAUCAACGUUGCCUCCGCCAUCAUGAGCAGUUUGGCCAAUGCUGCGCUGCUGUUCGUGUUCGUCUACGUCCUGAACUCCAUGCUGCACAAGCAAUUUGGGAACAUGUCAUCUGGUUCCAAAACCGUACUUCUGAUUACCAUUGGCGUUGCGUUUGCUGUCAUCCUAGCAGACGUUAGCAUGUUUGCCUACGUCGCAUUGGCGGACAACUCCUUGGAAUCCAACUGGGACUUUGCGUUACUAGUUUCAAAUGGUCUCGAUCUUGCCUACGACAUCGUAUGGAUGAUCGACCUCUUCGGCUGGGUUACCGCCCUCUAUGUUACCCUAUUCGUGAACGCAUCAUUGGGGGUAGUCUACUCAUCCAGUAUCUACUGGCCCGUAACACCUUCUCUUGGCGCAUCGCUGGCCUUGUCUUACAUCAUGGGCUUAAUCAAAUGUUUGGCUUUUAUAACGCUGCUGGGCAUCGCCAAACACGUCUCCUGGAACCAGACGAUCGAGAAGACCGAACAAACGUAUGCGCCCGUUACGCAGCAGCAGGUCACGUACGGCUAUGGCAAUGGACAACAGGAUUACUACCAGCAGACACCCGAACUUGUACAUGUCAAGUAG
Molecule: messenger RNA, 903 nt
Organism: Alternaria incomplexa
Lineage: Eukaryota; Fungi; Ascomycota; Dothideomycetes; Pleosporales; Pleosporaceae
Exons: 3
Coding region: 1-903 (300 amino acids)
Source: RefSeq, a predicted model, not a curated record